This is a messenger RNA of Coturnix japonica (Japanese quail), 11948 nucleotides long. It is a transcript of the gene MAP1B, whose product is annotated as microtubule associated protein 1B. NCBI's taxonomy places the organism in Eukaryota, Metazoa, Chordata, Aves, Galliformes, Phasianidae. Gene Ontology annotation, cellular component: neuronal cell body; microtubule associated complex; microtubule. Gene Ontology annotation, biological process: axonogenesis; regulation of microtubule depolymerization; dendrite development. Gene Ontology annotation, molecular function: actin binding; microtubule binding. The record is from RefSeq and is a predicted model, not a curated record.
CUCCCCGCCCGCCCUCACUCCCUGCCGCCUGCGGAGCCGCCGCCGAGCGGCCCUUCUUUCUCCCCUCAGCGCCCCGGAGCCGCGGGGCGGAGCGGGGGGUGCGAUGGCCACCGUGGUAGUGGAAGCGGACUCGGAGCCCUCCUGCAGCCUCCCGAACCCUGCCGCUCCCUCGCCCAGCCUGUCGCAUCGCUUCCUGGACAGCAAGUUCUACCUGCUGGUGGUCAUCGGCGAGCUGGUGACAGAGGAGCACCUGCGCCGCGCCAUCACCAACAUUGAACGAGGAAUCCGAUCAUGGGACACAAACCUGGUUGAAUGCAACUUGGAUCAAGAGCUGAAACUUUUUGUGUCUCGCCAUUCGGCUCGAUUCUCUCCAGACGUUCGAGGUCAGAAAAUUCUUCACCACAGAAGUGACGUCUUAGAAACUGUAGUCCUGAUCAAUCCCUCAGAUGAAGCAGUUAGUACUGAGGUGCGUUUGAUGAUCACAGAUGCUGCAAGACACAAGCUCCUUGUGCUAACUGGACAGUGUUUUGAAAACACAGGAGAACUCAUUCUUCAGUCAGGAUCAUUCUCCUUCCAGAACUUCAUUGAGAUUUUCACAGAUCAAGAGAUUGGUGAAUUACUGAGUACCACACACCCUGCCAACAAAGCCAGCUUAACUCUUUUCUGCCCCGAGGAAGGGGACUGGAAAAAUUCCAACCUUGACAGACACAACCUUCAAGACUUCAUUAACAUUAAGCUCAACUCAUCUUCCAUAUUGCCUGAAAUGGAAGGACUUUCUGAAUUUACAGAAUACCUGUCAGAAUCAGUAGAAGUGCCAUCGCCCUUUGACAUUUUAGAGCCUCCAACCUCAGGAGGCUUCUUGAAACUCUCCAAGCCCUGCUGUUAUAUUUUCCCAGGUGGAAGAGGGGACUCUGCCUUGUUUGCAGUGAAUGGAUUCAAUAUGCUUAUCAAUGGAGGAUCUGAAAGAAAAUCUUGCUUUUGGAAGCUUAUCCGACAUUUGGACAGGGUAGAUUCCAUUCUUCUCACUCAUAUUGGGGAUGAUAACCUGCCGGGAAUCAAUAGCAUGCUUCAGAGAAAGAUAGCUGAAUUAGAAGAGGAACAAUCUCAAGGGUCUACUACCAACAGUGACUGGAUGAAAAAUCUGAUCUCACCUGAUUUAGGAGUUGUAUUCCUUAAUGUACCUGAGAACCUGAAGAACAUGGAUCCAAGCUUCAGAAUUAAAAGAAGUGUGGAGGAAGCUUGCUUCACUCUCCAGUACUUAAAUAAGCUGUCCAUGAAACCAGAACCUCUCUUCAGAAAUGUAGGCAAUACAAUUGACCCAAUCAUUUUAUUCCAGAAAAUGGGAGUUGGCAAACUUGAGAUGUACGUGCUUAAUCCUGUCAAAAGUAGCAAAGAGAUGCAGUAUUUUAUGCAUCAGUGGAGUGGUACUAGCAAGGAUAAAGCUGAAUUUCUGCUACCAAAUGGCCAAGAACUAGACAUUCCAUUAUCCUAUUUCACUUCUGUCUCAUCCCUGAUUGUGUGGCAUCCUGCUAAUCCUGCAGAAAAAAUAGUCCGAGUUCUGUUUCCUGGAAACAGCACCCAAUAUAAUAUUCUAGAAGGACUAGAAAAACUCAAACACUUAGACUUCCUUAAACAACCAGUGGUUACACAAAAAGACCUGACUGGAAACAUCGCUAGUACAGUUGUGAAACAAGCGAAGCUGAAACAACGAACAGACAGCAAGGAGAGUCUGAAGCCUGCUGCAAAGCCAACACCAAGCAAGACUGUCAAAAAAGAAUCUAAAGAAGAAACGCUGGAGCCUGCAAAGCCUAGUCCAGUACCAGAAAAGCCACAGAAAUUAGAAAGCAAAGAAAAAACUCCAGUUAAAAAAGAGAAACCAGUGAAACCCGAAACCAAAACUAUUGUGGCAGAAAAAGAUGUAAACAGCAAGGAAGAGCAAUUAGGGAAAUCUGAAACUCCUGAAAAACAGGCUACAGAUGUAAAACCAAAAGUAACAAAGGAGAAGUCAGUGAAAAAGGAAGUCAAAGCAAAACCUGAAGAAAAGAAAGAUGAAAAAGAAAAACCAAAGAAAGAAGUUUCUAAAAAAGAGGAGAAAACACCCAUCAAAAAGGAGGAAAAGCCCAAAAAAGAAGAUGUCAAGAAAGAAGUUAAAAAAGAGAUGAAAAAGGAAGAGAAAAAGGAAGUUAAGAAGGAAGUAAAGAAAGAAUCCCCACCAAAGGAAGCUAAAAGAGAAGUUAAAAAGGAAGAGAAGAAAGAAAUUAAGAAGGAAGAAAAGGAAGCCAAAAAGGACAUCAAGAAGGUUCCUAAAGAAGUAAAGAAGAUAACUACUCCUUCAGCUGAAGCCAAAAAACCAGCAGCAAAGCCUAAACCACAGAAGAAGGAGGAACCUGCUAAAAAAGAAGCAGUACCUGCUGGAAAAGCAAAGGAAAAAGGAAAAGUUAAGACUGUUAAGAAGGAGAGCAAAGUCAGUGGAGCACAAACUGCCCUCACAGCAGUUGGAGCUGCUGUUACAACUGUAGUAGCUGCAGCAGCUGCAGAAAUGACUGCUAGUGGGAAAGAACUGGAAGCAGAAAGGUCUCUAAUGUCUUCACCAGAAGAUUUAACAAAGGAUUUUGAAGAAUUAAAAGCUGAAGAAGUCGAAACAAUAAAAGCAACAAGACCUCAGGUUGCACUCAUUGAGGAUGAACUGAAACUCACUGGCAAAGAACAUAAGGAGGCCUUUGAAGUACAAAAGGAAAAAUUAGAAAAUGAAGGACCUGCAGAAUCCUCUGAUGAAGGCAUAACAACCACAGAGGCUGAGGGUGAGUGUGAACAAACACCUGAAGAACUGGAACCUGUAGAAAAGCACGGAGUUGUUGACAUUGAAAAGUUUGAAGAUGAGGGAACUGGCUUGGAAGAAUUGUCUGAAGCAGGAGAUUAUGAGGAAAAGGCAGAGACUGAAGAAGCUGAAGAACGAGGUGAAGAUGAGGAAGAAAAGACAUCACUUGACACCAAAAAACCGUACAUGGAAGAAGCAAGAAGAAUUCAUGACUAUUCAGAAGAAAUAAUGGCUGAAACAGAUGCUAACAAUAAAGACGAAAAAUAUAUUGAAAAGGCAGAUUACGAGACAUCAGAUGAACGGGCUGAGGAGGACAGGGAAGAAGCAGUAGAAAAGGCAGAAACUGAAGAGACCGAAGAAGAGGAGGAAGACAAAGCAGAAGACAUCAGAGAUGAAGAGGAGACUGAAAAAAUAGAAGCUGAAGAAGAUUAUGUGAUGGCUGUGGUAGACAAAGCUGCAGAAGCUGGUGAUGUUGAAGAUAAAUAUGGCCUGCUCAUAAUUACACCAACAAAACGCUCAGAGCCUCAGUCUCCAGCAGUUGAACCAGCCUCUUCUAUCCAUGAUGAGACAUUACCUGGUGGUUCAGAAAGUGAAGCCACUGUUUCUGAUGAAGAAAAUAGAGAAGAUCAGCCUGAGGAAUUCACAGCUACUUCAGGUUAUACACAGUCUACUAUUGAAAUAUCUAGUGAACCAACUCCUAUGGAUGAAAUGUCUACACCCCGGGAUGUCAUGAGUGAUGAAACUAACAAUGAGGAAAGCGAAUCGCCUUCUCAGGAGUAUGUGAACAUUACCAAGUAUGAAACAUCACUGUACUCUCAAGAGUUCGGUAGACCUAAACUUUCUCCACUUCCAGAUGCUUUUAAUGGAUUAUCUGAAGGAUCCAAAACAGAGGCCACAGAAGGUAAAGACUAUAAUGCCUCAGCUUCUACCAUCUCACCACCUUCUUCAUUAGAAGAAGACAAGUUCUGUAAAUCUGCAUUCCAGGAUGUGUACCGGCAAAAAGAAAGUGAAACUGCUAAGUUUGAAAUCAAAGAAACCUGUCCGGAAGAUGUUGAUGUUACUGGGAAACGUAGUCCAGCCAAGAGUCCAGCUGAUAGUUUGUCCCCUCCAUCAUCAGUUGCCAAAACACCACUGGGUGAACGUAGUGUGAACUUCUCUCUGACUCCCAAUGAGAUCAAGGUCUCAGCUGAGACUGCCUCCAUUACUGCAUUGCCCAGUGUACAUCAAGAAAUUGCUGAAGAACACUGUGCAAGUCCUGAAGAUAAAACAUUAGAAGUAGCAUCUCCCUCACAAUCUGCUGCUGGUAGUGCUGGCCACACACCUUACUAUCAGUCUCCCACUGAUGAAAAAUCCAGUCAGCUUCCCUCUGAAACAAGUGAAAAGUCAUCAGAAGCUCCAGUUAGUGUUGAAUUCAGUGAAGUCAAAGAUGAGUUCGCAAAAUCUAGAAUAAGCCCUAUGGAUGAACCUGUGCCAGAUUCAGAAUCUCCUAUUGAAAAGGUUCUCUCACCUCUACGGAGUCCCCCACUGAUAGGUUCAGAGACCUCUUAUGAUACAUUUUUGAGUGCUGAUGUAAAAUCUCCCACCAGAGAUUAUGGAAGUCCUUCUGUAGGAAAACCUGAAAAAGAAAAGUCGCCUGUUCAGAUGAGCCCAGUUUCUGAAGCCAGUUCAGUGGGCCUUUUCCAAGAAAAACAAGAUGAGAAAAGCGUGGAGUUUAUGGUAAUUAAGGAAGGCUUCAGCCUAGAAAGAAAAACAGAGGAUACGGAACCCAGCAGCUCUCAGUCUUCACUAGUCUUGGAUGAACGGAAAUUGACUGGUGAUCUCUCACCUACUCAAAUAGAUAUCAGUCAGUUUGGUUCCUUAAAAGAAGACACCAAAAUGUCAAUAUCUGAAGGUACUGUUUCUGACAAGUCUGCAACUCCUGUUGAUGAGGUUGUAGCAGAAGAUACCUAUUCACAUAUUGAAGGAGUGGCUUCUGUCUCCACAGCAUCUGUUGCUACUAGUUCAUUUCCAGAACCAACAACUGAUGAUGUAUCCCCUUCUUUGCAUGCUGAGGUUGGAUCCCCUCACUCAACAGAAGUUGAUGAUUCCCUUUCAGUCUCCGUUGUUCAAACACCAACAACGUUUCAAGAAACUGAAAUGUCUCCAUCUAAGGAGGAAUGCCCAAGGCCUAUGUCCAUUUCUCCACCAGAUUUCUCACCUAAGACAGCAAAAUCAAGAACUCCAGUGCAUGAUCACAGAUCUCCUGAACAUUCAACUAUGUCAGUAGAAUUUGGCCAGGAAUCCCCUGAGCAGUCUUUAGCAAUGGAUUUCAGUAGGCAGUCUCCCGAAUAUCCCACUGCAGGCACUGGUAUACACCAUAUAUCUGAAAAUGGACCGACUGAAGUAGAUUAUAGCCCUUCAGAUAUACAGGAGCCCACUUUUGCGAGGAAGAUUUCCCCAGUGGAGCAUACACCUUACUCUCAGGAGAAGGAUAUUUCAGAAAUUAUUUCAGUUUCUCAAAUUGAAGCUUCAUCUUCAAGCUCAUCAGCUCAUACACCUUCCCAGGUAACUUCACCACUACCAGAAGAAACCUUUUCAGGAGCUGUUCCACCCAGAGAUAUGUCACUUCAUUCUUUUACCUCAGAAAAGGUUCAGAGCUUAGGAGAAAAGCUGUCACCAAAGUCUGACCUAUCUCCAUUAACUCCAAGAGAAUCUUCUCCUCUGUACUCUCCUACUUUUCCAGAUUCACCUUCUGCAGUCACAGAAGCAGUGUCUGCUAGUCACACAUCUCCAUUGUCACUGCAAGUGUCCUCUGAUAAAUUGUUUGGUUACCAGGCUGUCACAUUACAAGAAACCCUUACAAAGCACAGCCCAGAACCUUUAUCCAGCCCAGAAAAAGAAGAUUCAGAGAAAAGCAGCAGAUCACCAGAGGAACUUAGUUAUUCUUAUGAGGCCACAGAGAAAACCACUAGGUCACCGGAGGAUAUUAGCUACUCCUAUGAGGCAGUUGGAAAAUCUACUAGAUCACCUCAGGCCACAGAUUAUUCAUUUGAGACAACAGGAAAAAUUACCAGAUCACCUGAGGCCACUGAUUAUUCCUAUGAGAUGAGAGGGAAAAUCACCAGUUCACCAGGGGCCACAGAUUAUUCCUAUGACUCAGUACAAAAGGCCACUGUGUCACCUGGGGAUACAGAUUACUCCUAUGACAUGAUGCAAAGGACCACCAGGUCAUCUGGAGAUUCAGAUUAUUCCUAUGAGAUGACAAGGAAAACAACUAGGUCACCUGGUGAUACAGAUUAUUCCUGUGACAUAAUUGGGAAGACCACCAAAUCUAUUGAUGUCACAGAUUAUUCGUAUGAGAGAAUUGGGAAAGGUACCCAACCACUUGAUGAUAUGGAUAGUUCAUAUGAGGCAAUGGGGAAAACCACCGAGUCACCAGAAUCCAUUAGCUACUGCUAUGAUACAAGUGGGAGAACCACCAGGUCCCCUGAAGCCACAGAUUAUUCAUUUGAGACAACUGAGAAAGCCACCAGAUCACCUGAAGGUGCUAGCUAUUCGUAUGAGGCAAGCGCACAUUUUACUCCAGAAAAAUCAUUAGCAGAAUCCCGUCAGGAUGUUGAUCUAUGCCUUGUGUCAUCCUGCGAAUAUAAGCAUCCUAAAACUGAACUUUCUCCUUCAUUUAUCAACCCAAAUCCUCUUGAGUGGUUUGCAAGUGAAGAACAAUCUCAAGACCAAGAAAAGCUGCUGACUCAGUCUGGGGGAGCACAGCCACCCUCUGGGGGAAAGCAGCAGGGGCGGCAGUGCGAUGAAACCCCUCCGACUUCAGUCAGUGAAUCUGCCCCCUCUCAGACUGACUCAGAUGUUCCUCCAGAGACUGAGGAAUGCCCUUCCAUCACUGCAGAUGCUAACAUUGACUCGGAAGAUGAGUCAGAAACCAUUCCAACAGACAAGACAAUUACAUACAAACACAUUGAUCCACCACCUGUCCCAAUGCAGGAUCGCAGCCCUUCCCCUAGGCACCCUGAUGUCUCCAUGGUUGAUCCAGAGGCUUUGCCUAUCGAUCAGAAUUUGGGUAAACCAAUGAAGAAAGAUCUUAAAGAAAAGACUAAAAUCAAGAAAACAGGCACUAAGACCAAGUCAUCUUCUCCUGUUAAAAAAAGUGAUGGUAAAUCAAAACAAGCGGCUUCUCCAAAGCCAGCCGCAAAAGAUUCCCUGGAAAAAAGCUCCAAAACAGCUUCUCCGAAAAAGAAGGAGUCUGUGGAGAAGGCAAGCAAAAAUAUCUCUACUCCAGAAGUGAAGGCCCGAGCAGAAGAGAAAGAUAAAGACACCAAGAAUGCAGUGAAUACAACAGCAUCCAAGUCAGCGAAGACCGCCACCUCAGGACCUGGGACUACUAAGUCAGCAAAAUUCAUGGCAGUGCCCCCAGGACCUCCGGUGUAUUUGGAUUUGGUGUACAUUCCGAACCACAGCAAUAGCAAGAAUGUUGAUGUUGAGUUUUUCAAGAGAGUGCGGUCAUCCUACUAUGUGGUGAGCGGGAAUGAUGCUGCAGCUGAGGAGCCAAGCAGGGCAGUUCUGGACUCCCUGCUAGAAGGCAAGGCCCAAUGGGAGAGCAACAUGCAGGUGACCUUAAUCCCAACCCAUGACUCAGAAGUGAUGAGGGAAUGGUACCAGCAGACACAUGAGAAACAGCAGGAGCUAAACAUCAUGGUACUGGCAAGCAGCAGCACUGUUGUUAUGCAAGAUGAAUCUUUUCCCGCAUGCAAGAUAGAACUGUAAGAACAGGCCAUGCACCACAACACUAAACUUCGUUUCCAGAAUUUCUUCAGUUUGAAAACACUUUUUCUAAAAUUUCGACCCAUCUGUUUCAACUGCUGAACUAUAUACCUGCCAAAUACUAUACUGUGUCUUGGUGAUGCAAGUCACUAAUAUUUUUCAGUCUUUGCUGAUUGCUAGGGGAAGUAAAAGCACCCCCAUAGUAGGGUUCAUAUUACUGCAAAAGUACAGAUCCAGUUUCAUCUCUGCUGAACUUUUGGAAACCAUGCACUAGCAACCCUAACUGACUUCUGCCAGGUAUAGGCGUUUGCCCUCUAAAGAGAGGGCAAAGAGAGAAAGAGAGGGGUAGGAGGAGAAAGUAAUAACUACUUAGAUCUGCAUUAUAGUCUCAUGGCAAUAGAUGUACCGCUUACUGCAGUCUGCUUAUGCUCUCGUAUGAAAAGAAAUUUUGAACUUUUUAUCUAUCUGAGCUAUCACAAUGGGGAUACUUACUUUACAAAGUCAAAUUAUUCUAGAAAAUAAGAAGAAACAGAAUGUGUCUAGGAAGGGACGUUCGACCUAAACUCUCAUUAGCAGUUUUUCCACUUUAAUUUGAGCUCUGCAUACUGACAUGCCAUAACAGUCAUAGGCCAAAUAUGCACAUCAUCAGAAUCCCAUCCAGAACACUAAAACUUUCCUUUCAACAUGCAGAAUUGUUGGUCUAAGGCAUGCUCCCAGUGAAAGUCCACUUACUCCACUCAGAAUUGACCAGUCCAUGUGCUUAAACACCCGUGUCAAGUGCUGAUUGACUGAAGCAAAAUACCAAAGCAGUUGGGAGUACAGUAGACAAAUUUGCCUUAGAAAGUGACUUGAAUGUACAAAGAAACUUGAUGCACUUAUUUUUUACUGUCGAGACAGCAAAUUUAUAAAAACAACCGUUUAGGAUCAUAGUUACACCAAUAAAGAAGCGUGAGUGUGGUACUAGAAACCCAUCUGACUGGUCAAACAGUUUGGUGCUAUGAGUUGCAUUUGUUAGUCACCUGAACACUUCACUGUUGCACCUGGACAGCUCAACAAAGCAAGAUGAGCAUUUUUUUUUCCCCGAAAGUUUCUUCUGUACUGUGAAAGCGAGACUGAAGGGGUGUCCAGUAUCAGAGCUGCAAACCUUAGUGAAAUAUUCAGAACGAUAAAAAGGCUGCCUGCAAGUCUGUACAGUAUUCAACCUUCCUUUGUCUUACCUUAUUUGUUUAAUUUAAGAGUGAAUAUGGGAACAAAUGUACAGAAACCUUUUUUAGCAUUGCGUGAACUUUUAAUAGAUGAAUUUUUAACAAAAAGUUUUCAUUUACAGGAAAAUGAAGAAUUUUCAGGUGAAGGCAAUUUUUUUAGUAGUUUUUUAAGGUAAAUGAAUAAUGUUGUUUAAGGUUUUAGUGAGAAUGGAUAUUGAGGUAAAAUUAGUUGAAAAUCAUUAACAACCAAAACCUUUUUUUUUUUGAGGUGGGAGAGGGGGCAUUUUGAGGGUAAAAUUCAUCUAUUGGCAAUGACAGAAGAUUAGAUUCACGAUGAUGAUUGCCUAGUAUUAACAGGGAUGUAGGCUACAUUUUCAACACUCAAAAGAUCUCGCAGGAUGAUAGAACAAGCAAUAAGCUAAAAUAGGUCCUUUUCCUUUCCAUCUCCUUUUGCUUAUCCCUUUCCUUUCUCCCCUUUCCCUUUCUUUUUUCUUCUUUCCUUUCCCUCUUUCUUUCUUUUCUUUCCUCCCCCUUCUUUUCUCCUCCCUUUCCUUCUCUAGACUGCCUGCAGAGGAACGGCAUGUAGUUCUGUGAUUCAAGAUAGUCUGGAUCUUUAGUCUCAGAAAUUUUACCCUAAUAAUAAAAGAAAUAUAUUGCAUCGAAGAAAAUCUGUGAAUUGAAAGUUAAAGAAGGUGUAAAGGCCUCCAAAAUGGGGAUAUGUGCUGGUCUGUAUGAUUCGCUUUUAUGGCUGGUUCUACAUUUCAAAAUGUAGUGAACUAUGACCUUAUUUUCUUUACUUGUAAUUUAUUUUAGAUUUACAUUGUUAGGAUAUUUUUGUUUAAUAGGUAUACGUUUGCACUCCUAAUUUGUAUGAUUUUGGUUCUUUUUUAUUACGCUUUAGGGCCCCUUAAUUGUGGGCUCUUAAGGCCUGUUCAAUGCUGUGAAUUACUGUUUGUCAGUUAUAGGGGUUUUUGAUUUAUUUUUAGUGUCUUCCUUUUUUCUUUUUAAGGUACCUCUGGCAAUUCUAUUUAAUUUAUUGCUAUACCUUAUAAGUGUUUAAGAAUAAGAAUGACUAUAGCACAAAAGGCAGUUAGAAUUAUGUUGUGAAAGCAAACAUACUUGCUGGGCUCAUAAUCAUUUACUUUAAAUUGCUUUACUUAACACACAACCUUCCAAGUUUUAGGCAACGUGUUUGACAGGAUAGUUGUACUGUUUCUGCAAUUCUUUCUGCUUUGUCUACUUUCAUAUGUAGGUAAGAUUUAGAAUUUUUUGAGAGGAUGGGAACAGAUCUUCUGGUUUUCUGACAGAAUCUGAAACAGUUUGUACCUUUGCUUUGGUAGAAAGUCUGUUUUAGGCACAGCCGUGGUCCUGAGACAAGUCUCACACCAAUGUGAAUCAGGACCAAUUUCGCUACAAUCAGGGAAGUUACAGACACUUGAUCCUACUGUAAAUUAGAAUCAAGCCUUAAAUCUCUCAAAGUAAGUUUGUGAUGGCUCAAGCAUUUGUUUUACUUAUUUAAAAAAAAAAAAAAAAAAAAAAAAAAAAAAAAAAAAAAAAAAAGGCAGUUAAAGCCAAUCUUAUAAUGUACAUUCAUUUUCUGCUGCUACAAUAAUAUUAAAAGCCCAGCCUGGCUCCUCUGAGGUAUUGUAAUGCCUGUUCCAUCCAUUUCCUUUUAAAUGGUAACCACGCCUGGGUGCAACAUAGCGAUGAACUCCCUCCUCUUGCCCUUAAUGUCUUUCCUGUCUGUGGAACUAAUCUAACUGUGCUAGUCGUAAUACUACACAAUUAGCUUAGUAACAGUCAUCAAAAUGUACCAUGUACAUUAAUGAUGAGUGCUGUUGAUCGGCAUAGAUUUCUAGGAGCAUGGUUUGUUAUUGAUUACUCUAAUUAUAAAGAUUCAAUAUCUGAGUGCGAAAGACACUCCAUUUAAGUGAUGGUGUUAUCCAUAAUAGCAUCCCAGCCAUGAUCGUUAUGCUACUAACUAUUCUACUUAAUAAAUUUCAAUGAAGAAUUACCUUUAGAGAUCAUCCCCCACUCCUGAACUUGGACAGGGCCUCUCGUGCAUGCCUUUUCAAAGUCCUGUGGUGGGCCCAAUGUCAUCGACCUCUACUUUUUAUCCCAUCUUUCAUAGAAUUCACUUUUGAUUUUUUAAAAUUACCUUACAUGCAGUGGUUAAUGGAGAUAACUGUGUAUAUGAAUGUUUUUUUAAAAAUUGUCUAUGAUAGCUUACUCUAUUUAGGAGAGUUCCAGUACUCAUUUUACUAAGAUUAAAUUGAUUUGUUAAUUGAAUUUUGAAUCCCUCCCACUACAAGCAAGUCAGCUCCAAAGAGCGCUUACUGUACAUCUGGGACAUUUCUGUCAUAUGCUUCUCUUUGUUCAUCUGUCGCCAGAGGUUCUUUGCUCAGUAAUGAUGUGUUGAGAGAAAUAGUAAUAUUGUUGGUCUGGAUUUAUUAGAAAAGGAGAAGUAUAAUCUUUACAUUUGAAAGAAGCCGUAAGCUUUCAUCUCUUCAUGUAGCAAUUGAACAAAACACUAAAAAGCAAUUAGGGGCAAGCAUUUCUUAGGAUGCAGUUAUGUGGUCCACUCAGUUUAAAAAUGUUUGGUACUUAAAAAAAAAAAAAAAAACAAGGUCUGAUUGUUGUGACUUUAUGAAAAACCUAAAAAAUUAAAUGACUGAAUAAAAUAGUGGCAUACAAAAUAUCAUGAGGUUAAAAAAAAUACUAAAAAAAAAAAAAGAAAAAAUAAUCCAAAGCUUCUCUGCGCUAGACUUGCUGGGAGCUCCAGAUGGCAGGAGCUGCCUUUUCAAGACUGGGCUGUAAUCACAACUUUAAAAGAACAAGUCUGAAAUAUGCUUUCACGCAUUUGCAUGCAGCCCUUUUCUUCCCAACUAUGGAAAGAAACAGUCUUGUUGCUACUGAGAAGCACCUCACACACCUCCUCUCUCUUGUUCUGAAUGGUGUUUGUGUCAGUCUGCAGCUGUGUAUGGUACUAUGUCUUAUAAUCCUGCAUCACUUCUAUUCUAUCCAGUCAUAUCUAAUGUAGAAAAUUAGUUUCCAGUGAAAGUAAUAUGUAGUGCUUUUAUGAUAUUUGUGUGCAAUAUCCCCUCUUCCAUUGAGGAUAUUUGAUGUAAAAGAAAUAAACUCAGUUCCACAAUAAAAUACAAAAGUGGUAAAGA